AUGGCAGCAAGGAAAUUGGCCCAAGAGGUCGACAAGUGCUUCAAGAAGGUCUCCGAAGGCGUGGCCGAGUUUGAAGCCAUUUACGAAAAGAUCGAACAAUCGAGUAACCCCGCUCAAAAGGACAAGCUAGAAGAUAACCUCAAGCGCGAGAUCAAGAAGCUCCAGCGACUGAGGGAUCAGAUUAAAACAUGGGCGGCUAGCAACGAUAUCAAGGAUAAGGCUCCGCUGCUUGAGCACCGGAAGCUGAUCGAGACGCAAAUGGAAAAGUUCAAGGCAGUGGAAAAGGCCAUGAAGACGAAAGCAUAUUCGAAAGAGGGCCUAUCGGCUGCUGCCAAACUCGAUCCCAAGGAGCAAGCAAAGGUCGAAGCGAGCGAAUUCCUCAGCAGUAUGGUCGACGAGCUGGAACAGCAAAUCGAGACCCUUGAAGCCGAGGGCGAAUCGAUACAAGCGACCAUGAAGAAGGGCAAGAACAACACCGCAAAGGCCGAACGCAUCGCCGAAGUCGAACGAGUUAUCGAAAGACAUAAGUGGCACCAGGGCAAGUUGGAACUUAUCAGGAGAUCCCUCGAGAAUGGCGGAGUCGAGCCUGAACAAGUCACUGAGUUGGAAGAUAACAUCCGAUACUAUGUGUCAGACGGCAUGAACGAAGACUACAUGGAGGAUGAGGAAAUGUACGAGGAACUGGAUCUUGAGGACGAGGAAGGCACCUACGGCAUGGGUGCCGACAACGAGAAGAGCUCUUCUCUAGAUGAUCAAUCUGUGCAAGAGGACCUGACAACCGACACUGACUUGCCAAAGACGCUGGCGAGGAAGGCGCAAAAGGAAGUCGAUCCAGUACGGAGAACAUCGUCCCAGACAAAGUCCCCCUUACCCGCGCUCGCAACAUUGCAUGCUCCGUUAUCGACUAUCAGCAAUGGCAAUUCUGGUACACCCGCUAUGAAGCCUGCAUCGGUACCCUCAAGGCCUGCUGGGGAGGGUCUCAAGUACGCUUCUGCAGCCGCGGCCGCAGCGGCAAGCGACAAGAACAACGUGGGUAUUGCACCGUUACCUCCACCGCCUGGUGCCGCAUCGUCAAGCAUAUCUCCAUUGCCUCAAUCCCGAAGCAGCGCGACCAACUCCCCUGCUACAUCCUCUGCCCAGCCCGCUUCUCAACAGCCAGAAUCCAAGCAACCCACACCAGCUCCUGCUCCUGCCGAGCCCGAACCUGUGCCUGCGCCGGCACCCGUGCCCGUACCUACCAAGCAAUCGAAGCGAUCAAAGGCUGCUGGAAAGCAAGCUCUGGUGCCAGAGACCUCGACAACGUCGAAGCCCGCAAGAACAAAUGGCACAUCCAAUGGUGUUAAGCUCUCCGAGGAAGAGGAAGAGUCCAUUUACCACUUGCCAGCGUCGUUGCAAGAUCUGGUCGAUACGUAUGAGACUUCUAGAAAGAGACCAUACCAUCCCUCUGCACCAUCGGCCUUGCGCAUGAUGAGUGCUAGUCAGGCCAGCUGCCCUGAUGUUGUGGAUGCUGAUGUGCCACGGUCAUAUCGUCCCGAAGUGCCGGUGCCCCCAACAGGGUCCAACUUCCCCCGCGAGCCACUUGCCCUCUUCGAUGACCAAAGAUGGUAUUCACGGGUCGACCCCGAUACCUUGUUUUACGUUUUCUACUACAGACAAGGGUCCACCCAGCAAUAUAUGGCUGCCAAGGCUCUCAAGGACCAAAGUUGGCGGUUCCAUAAGCAAUACCAAACAUGGUUUCAAAGACACGAGGAGCCGAAGACCAUUACUGAGGACUUUGAGCAAGGGACAUAUCGCUUUUUCGAUUAUGAAAGCACAUGGAUGAAUCGACGAAAGGCCGAUUUUAAGUUCGUCUACAAGCAUCUUGAAGACGAUGUUUGA
This is a messenger RNA of Fusarium coffeatum, 1878 nucleotides long. RefSeq lists its product as uncharacterized. The record is from RefSeq and is a predicted model, not a curated record. Bases 1 to 1878 code for a protein of 625 amino acids. Lineage: Eukaryota; Fungi; Ascomycota; Sordariomycetes; Hypocreales; Nectriaceae. The transcript has 4 exons. Gene Ontology annotation, cellular component: CCR4-NOT core complex; nucleus; P-body. Gene Ontology annotation, biological process: regulation of DNA-templated transcription; nuclear-transcribed mRNA poly(A) tail shortening.